AUGGCUCUUGUUCGCGACCCUUGGUUCUGGCGCCGAUUCUCACGCGCUGUACACUUGGACGAGGAGGUCAGGACUCCAACCGAGGAGAAGGAAACCGCAAUUUUAGAUAACUGGCUGGACAAGGAGCGCCGGAAGCGACGGAAGAGUGCGCUAUGCGGGUGCCUGAUUUGUGUUGCCAUUGCGGUU
Molecule: messenger RNA, 186 nt
Organism: Aspergillus versicolor CBS 583.65
Lineage: Eukaryota; Fungi; Ascomycota; Eurotiomycetes; Eurotiales; Aspergillaceae
Exons: 2
Source: RefSeq, a predicted model, not a curated record